AUGGCAGUUGAAUGGCUUAUCGGAAGACAUCCAUAUCUUCAUGACAAUGAGGAAAAGGAGAUACAGCUUAUUGAGGAACAUGCAGUUGACUUUGAUCGCCGGUUUCGAACUGAAUGGAAAAACAUCACACCACAAGGACAAAGGUUCAUAAAGGAGACUACGUGCGUGGAUAAGGAUAAGAGGUUGGAUGUAGAUAAGGCUCUUGGACACGAAUGGUUUACACUGAUAGAAAAGCCUGAUGGAGAAGUCCCAGAACGAUUCCUAAGGAAGACUCACAGAGUGAUCCAAGACCAAGUGAGGCGAGAAGUCAAGAGAAUUAGAUUUAAUAGAAAGAAACGGAAGUUUGAAAUCACUGUCAACUCAACAUCACGUAUUGGCCGGAUGCUGGUACGAGGGAAGCAACAGCGUCAAUCAUCAGGAUCUUCUCAGAGGCAUUCAAAUGCAAGUUCACAUCAUUCUACAAGAAGUACGAGGGUCGGCGAGAAGAAAGGCCCAUCUAGACUGCAAAAAAAGACACGUUAA
This is a messenger RNA of Fomitiporia mediterranea MF3/22, 522 nucleotides long. RefSeq lists its product as uncharacterized. The coding region runs from base 1 to 522 and encodes 173 amino acids. NCBI's taxonomy places the organism in Eukaryota, Fungi, Basidiomycota, Agaricomycetes, Hymenochaetales, Hymenochaetaceae. The transcript is spliced from 3 exons. The record is from RefSeq and is a predicted model, not a curated record.